AUGUCCUACGAAAAAUCGAAGGCUGAAGAAGCUGUCGGGUCUACUUCUGGCUAUCAAAACUAUGAGACGCAAAACCCAGAACCCUCGGUGACCGAUGACGAGGACAAUUACUCUACCUCAUCGUCCGAUGCCUACUCCAAUGGACCUAGGCGCCUGCCAGUUAAGAGGUUUGUCGAUUCUUUCAAGCCUAUUAACAUUGAGGAUGACGGUAUAGAUACCUCGCAGAUGACUGAAAUGGAAAAGUCUAUCUACGCUACAGCUAGACACCCCUUGGCUCGUAGAUUGAAGUCCAGACACUUGCAAAUGAUUGCUAUCGGUGGUUCCAUUGGUACCGGGUUGUUCGUCGGUUCUGGUUACGCCUUGGCUGAAGGUGGUCCAGCUUCUGUCUUGAUCGGUUAUGCCUUGGUUGGUUACGCUAUGUUCGCCGUUGUGAUGGCUUUGGGUGAGCUUUCUGUUCAAUUCCCGGUUUCGGGUUCUUUCAACGCCUUUUUCUCCAGAUUCUUGGAACCAACUUGGGGGUUUGUCUUGGGUCUCUUGUAUGCCAUGUCUUGGUUGAUCUCCUUGCCUUCCGAAUUGGUUGCUUGUGCUUUAACAAUUCAAUACUGGAACACCUCAGUCAAUCCAGCAGCUUGGGUCGCUAUUUUCUACGUUGUCAUCAUUUCUAUUAACUUGUUUGGAGUCAAGGGAUAUGGUGAAGUGGAAUUUGUUUUGUCUAUUAUUAAAGUCAUUGCCGUUGUCGGUUUCAUUAUCGUGGCUAUAUGUAUCAUUUGCGGUGUAGGUGAUCAAGGGUACAUUGGUGCCAAAUAUUGGCACAACCCAGGUGCCUUCAACUCUGGUUUCAAGGGUGUUUGUUCUGUCUUCAUUUCAGCUGCAUUCUCCUUCGGUGGUUGUGAAUUGGUAGCCUUAGCGGCAUCUGAAACUGCAAACCCAAGAAAGUCCUUACCAAGUGCCACUAAGCAAGUCUUCUGGAGAAUCACCAUUUUCUAUAUACUUACCGCUAUUGUUAUCGGAUUCCUUGUUCCGUACGACAACGAAAGUUUACUUGGUGCCGGUGACGUUACCUCUUCCCCAUUCGUUAUUGCUAUUGUUCAAGGGGGUAUCAAGGUCUUACCUUCUAUUAUGAAUGCUGUCAUUUUAAUUGCAGUUAUCUCUGUCGGAAACUCUUCAGUCUAUGGUUGUUCUAGAACUUUGGCCUCAUUGGCUGUGCAAGGUUUGAUUCCCAAAAUCUUUGGCUACAUUGACAGAGAAGGUAGACCAAUGGUUGCUAUUGUAUUUACCAACGCUAUUGGGUUAUUAUGUUUCCUUGUAUCAUCAGAAAGUGAAUCCACUGUUUUCACUUGGUUGUUCUCGGUCUGUUCUUUGGCCUCUUUCUUCGUUUGGUUUGGUAUCUGUGUCACUCACAUUAGAUUCAGAAUGGCUUUGUCAGCACAAGGUAGAUCCACUGACGAAGUUGCCUUUGUCUCGCCAAUGGGUGUUUGGGGUUCCAUUGCUGGUGCCGUUAUCCUUUUCUUAAUUGUGAUUGGAGAAAUAUGGGUUUCUAUUUGGCCAAUUGGUGAGGCUGCUAGUAAUAUUACCUUCUGGCAAAAUUGUUUAUCCUUGCCAUUGACUAUAGUAUUAUGGGCUGCACACAAGACUUACUACAGAUCUUGGGGUUUAUGGUGGAUUAAGUUAGUAGAGAUUGACCUUGAUACCGGUAGAAGAGACAUUGAUGUUGAAGUCUUAAAGCAAGAAAUUGCAGACGAAAAGGAAUUAUUAAGAACUAAGCCAUUUUACGUUAGAAUUUAUAGAUUCUGGUGUUAG
Messenger RNA from Dujonia railenensis, 1800 nucleotides. The record is from the annotation of a GenBank genome assembly. Lineage: Eukaryota; Fungi; Ascomycota; Pichiomycetes; Serinales; Debaryomycetaceae.